Messenger RNA from Cladocopium goreaui, 2757 nucleotides. The record is from the annotation of a GenBank genome assembly. NCBI's taxonomy places the organism in Eukaryota, Dinophyceae, Suessiales, Symbiodiniaceae.
AUGGAUGAAGAUGGGAGGCUACGGCAGUCUUUGCGAGAGAUCGAGGAGAAAGUCCCAAGGCUCUUGUCUCUUGGGGGUCGAGAAGGCCCAGGACAACAGAUCAAUGGUGACUAUGAGCUCCUCGAGGGAGUGCGGCCCAACGGCCGUCCUUGCUGGCUACGUCGGGGAAGGCCACUUCUAACGGUGAACAGCAAUGGUUUGGCAGAGCACGAUGGGGAUCUAAAACCCUUGUACCUCUUCUUCGGCGAGAUGGGCUACUGGAACAUUGCGGCGUCAGUACUAGCUGCCGGAGUUCAUGUCUUGGCGAGAAGUGGUCCAGACUUCUCCUCAGCUUCACCUGACUUAUGUCAAAUGCCGUGGACCAUCUUUGCAUUUGGAAAGGCUCACAAGGAUAGCAGCAUCGUAUGCUUUAGACAUGAGAGGAACAAAGUGGAGGUCGUCCAUGUUACCGGCUGUCGAGGGGACCAUGGCCAACUGAAUGGCAACUACCAGCUUUUGCGAGGCGUUCGCAUGGGCAGCCGCCCCAUUUUCGUGAAGGAUGGUUUUGGAGCAAGAGGUGAGGAAGAGAGGAAAGUUCUCCAUUUUACACAGCGUGCAGGGAGAUGGUUUAUUUCCAGCGUGACUCUCAGCGCCUUGGAGGAAGAACGGCUGAGCACUUCUUCGGAUUGCCAGGAUGCUGAUUUGCCACAGUGGCGCUGUGCAACUACGUUGGCAAGGAGCCCUGUUGCAUGGACAUCUUCGUCACCAGCAAGUUUGCCACAUGAACCUUGGUCGAUUAUCCGACAACUUCCGACCCAUCUACAGUAUGGUAUGACUGAGCGGCGGAGACGCGCUGAGUCAAUGAGACUGGCAGAUGAGAAUGACAUGGUCAGUGAAGAUGCCCCCGUGACCUUCAUCCCUUGUCAAGAGCUACAAGUCAAUGAGGGCUUUGGUCGCAAGGCCUCCAGCAGCAUCGGGCGAUCACUAUCCUAUGCUUCUCAGCGUUCAGGCUCUUUGAGCCCAAAGAGCCCUGACAAAUCUGACGGAUCACCCAAAGAGGCAUUGGAUAUCACUGAGACCGCAGAGAUCUGCGGCACAGAGCAGGAAACUGAGUACAUCCUGUGUCUCCACUUUUUAAACCACGAGGGCAUCGCAGAGAGCUUCGGUAUCAGCGGUGACUAUGUGAGAUCUGAUCAGCUUUAUGGAGAUCGUCCUGUCUUUAUCAAGGCACCUUUGCGACAGCGUGGAGGCAUUCUGGAUGAUGACAGGGUUGGACAGGAAAGGCACCUCUUUCUCUUCUACAACGACUUGACAUUUCGGUGGAAGGUGGCUCCAGAGGUGGGCGCCAAAGGUCUCAGCGUCUUGGCACGAAGUCCGGUUGGCUGGGACGAGGUGCUUUGCUCAGAAGAAGAAGGUGCCCCAAGAGAUCUUGGUCCAUGGCAACUUCGCACCAUGGAGCCGGAGCUCAGCAUCGGGCGCAGGAAGAAUGAGAUGCAGAUACCAGAGGACUCCAACUUCCAGAACUGCCCUGCACUUGAGGUGGUGGCGGUGGAAGAUCGAUCGCCUUCCAGGACGGUUUCAUUCUUUUAUCAAGGUCCAGAGGCUGAAGCGCAGGCUUUGGCAGAACAUCCACUAGCAGGUGACUUCAGGUUGCUGCGCCAGAGAUAUGGAAAGCGGCCGGUGUACAGGCGAGCUCCACUGCAAACAUGCGGCCCCAGGCCAAGCUUGCCUUCACAGCCUGGACUUUUCCUCUUCUUCGAGCCUCGGUCUGGAUACUGGGUGGUCAGCACAAUCUCACCUCUGGCGGCAAACCACGCGAUAGCGUUCGCUAGACCAGAUGUGCUGGGGCGAUUUGGCCAGGUCCUUGCAAGAAGCGGACCAGCUUGGAGUUCUUUGCUUCCGCAGGAGGCUCCAGCUUGGGAUGCAGCUGAUAGUCAGGUUCCUGGCUUUCAUCACCGUUUGUCAACUUCCAGAGCACCUCCCAGCGCUUUGCUCUCUGAUCAGCUGAUGCCAACGGAAUGGCUUCAACUCAUGGCUUCCGGGACAGAUGCAUCGCCUACAUUCUUGUGUGUGGGUGGCUGUGGAAGCAGGGUGCAGUCACUGAAUGGCUCAUAUGAGCUCCUUCCUGAAUCCAUGUGGGCCUCUAGGCCAGCUUGGAAGAAAAUGCGGCCAGAGGAAGACGAUGAGGAGGAUCACUUUCCGAAGUACAUCUUCUUUUGGCCGGAGACUGGCCAUUGGAUCAUUGGUCCAGAGCUUCAUGUUGCUCAAACUGGACUGGCCAGGAAUGGCCCUGGCCGCUGGGCAGCACAUUCCCCUGAUCAUUGUCCAGGGCGUUGGGCAGCUUUGGAUGGAAGUACUUUCUCUGAAGAUCCCAAGAUAUUCGUUCGUCGUCAGAAAGCCGCCUUCGGAGGCUUGGAUACCUUUGGUCUUUCCAGUGCAAUGUCUCCUUGCCAGAGCCUCGGGCCUCGAGCAAAAGCAUUGCCUUGUUCGCCUCGUGCUUGUAGGAGUGCCAUCUUCCAGUCGGAGGCGACUUCCAGAGCGACAAGUCCCACAGCAGCGCGGAAUUCCCCGCUGCCAAAGAGUGGAGGCGAAGAUCGCCGCUUGUCCAGUCCAAGAAUCUCACCGCGGGAGAUGCAGCUCCAUAAGAUGGGCGGCUCACCAAAAUCGCCAAAAGAGAGUCAUGGGAGCCCGAACUGCACAAGGUUUGCACCGCGUGAAGUCAGCCCACAGCGAAAUACAAGCCCAGUUCGAACCCGGGGUAUUUGUUGGCGACCUUGA